AAACAAUUCUAAUCACAUGCAACAAAGAACUGGUGUUAAUGUGUUAAUAGUUUCUGUUGGUUGUGGUAACUCAUUAUCUCAAUUUAAUUUUAUCCUCAAAGACUACGUCAUGCUACUCUACUACACGUGUACGUAAUAAGUGUAAGUGUUUACUAUCGAAGCUAAUGAGUAUAUCAGUAUUAGCAGCGCUCCAAAAGUAACUUAGUGCAUUAACAGUAACUCGGCGUGUAAAUACAUACAUUCUUAUAAGUUUUACCGACAUGUCACUGUUUAUUUUUUUAAAUCUGUUAAUUCUUAUCGGAACACGCGUAAGAACGAUACUGAUAAGCGAAGCCUGCUUGAGCGAGGGGAGUUACUGCUUGCAGGGGAGCGAAUGUUGUUCGAAAAAAUGUGAAUAUUUAACAGAAAAUUACUUUCGUACUUGUAUUUUGGAACAAAAGGAAGAAUACACCAGCAAUAUAAUUCAAACUACGACUUCAUUUAGCGUUGAAGAGCCAUCAUUUUGUUUAAAAUAUGGUCAGUGUGAGAAAGAUAAAGAUUGUUGUUCCAAAGAAUGUGUCAUAUCACAAAAUGGCACUGAGUUUAAUCAAUGCAAGGAAAUUCAUCGAAGGAGGAAACAUCAACAAUCUUGAUUUAAAGAUUUCAAAGAACUGUUUAUAAAUAAAAUUUUCUAUUAAUAAAAAAAAAUAAAUUUAAUACGACCUGGUUA
Messenger RNA from Cotesia glomerata, 709 nucleotides. RefSeq lists its product as uncharacterized. The coding region runs from base 261 to 632 and encodes 123 amino acids. The transcript has 3 exons. The record is from RefSeq and is a predicted model, not a curated record. NCBI's taxonomy places the organism in Eukaryota, Metazoa, Arthropoda, Insecta, Hymenoptera, Braconidae.